AUGGUUGCCAAAUGUCCAUCUACCGAAGAAGAGGCUAUAACUACAUAUAGGACAAAUAAUUCAAAAAAUAAGCGAAAGCUAGUGGAGAUCUUAUCUCAGUUUAACGCGACUUCUAAGGAACAACAUCAAAAAUUUUAUAAAGAAGCUUGGAUGGGAGAAAAGGAGAAAGAACGUAAUGUUAAUAUAAUUCAAGAGAAUAUAGAAUUUAUAUUAAGUGGAUGUAGAGUUAAGCUAGAAAAUAGUUGCUCGGAAGCUACUAUGGUCGCAUAUACUGAAAUUGUUUGUCAUUUGGAACGCUUAGAUCCAGCAAUGAUUAAACCAGAAGUUCCUUUAGCAUCUGCCUUUCCACAAGGAGAAAUGUCUAUUGAAUCCAGACGUAUACUGAUGGCGGUUUUUGACUUGUUAGAAGGAUUUUUGAGACCAUUAUUAACGGAAGAUGAUUACAGCGAGAACUCAUAUGUAAUUCAUGCUGUAUCAAAG
Molecule: messenger RNA, 480 nt
Organism: Dentiscutata heterogama
Lineage: Eukaryota; Fungi; Glomeromycota; Glomeromycetes; Diversisporales; Gigasporaceae
Source: the annotation of a GenBank genome assembly